Molecule: messenger RNA, 1243 nt
Organism: Dacryopinax primogenitus
Lineage: Eukaryota; Fungi; Basidiomycota; Dacrymycetes; Dacrymycetales; Dacrymycetaceae
Product: actin binding protein
Exons: 6
Coding region: 25-1197 (390 amino acids)
Biological process (GO): Arp2/3 complex-mediated actin nucleation
Cellular component (GO): actin cortical patch; Arp2/3 protein complex
Molecular function (GO): actin filament binding
Source: RefSeq, a predicted model, not a curated record
AACUUGCAUAUACGGAGAAUAAAAAUGGAUAUUCCACCUCCUUUGGUUGUUGAUAACGGAACUGGGUUCGUCAAGAUCGGUUAUGCAGGGUCUAACUUCCCCGAGCAUGUCUUCCCUUCAAUUGUCGGACGGCCCAUCCUUCGUGCAGAAGAGCGCGCGAGCGGGACGGUCAUCAAGGACAUCAUGGUCGGCGACGAGGCUGCUGAGAACCGGAACUACCUCCAGAUCUCCCACCCCAUGGAGCACGGCAUCAUCCGUAACUGGGACGACAUGAAGAUCCUUUGGGACUACACGUUCAACGAAGUCAUGCAUGUUGAUCCCCGGGGGCGGAAGAUCUUGCUCACCGAGCCGCCUAUGAACCCCAAGGUCAACAGGCAAAGAAUGUGCCAGGUUAUGUUUGAGGAGUAUGGGUUCCAGGGAGUGUACAUCGCCAUCCAGGCAGUAUUGACGCUUUACGCACAAGGUCUGACCACCGGUGUUGUCGUCGAUUCCGGCGAUGGUGUCACGCACAUAGUGCCCGUGUUCGAAGGCUUUGCUCUAUCCCAUCUCACACGGCGGCUCGAUAUUGCCGGCCGCGACGUCACGCGCUAUCUUAUCAAGCUCCUGCUGAUGCGGGGAUACGCAUUCAACCGAACUGCGGACUUUGAGACAGUGCGACAGAUAAAGGAGAAGCUAUGUUAUGUCAGCUAUGACUUGGAUUUGGACCAACGCUUGGCUGAGGAGACAACCGUGCUCGUGGAGAACUAUACUCUGCCGGAUGGUAGGCAAAUCAAGGUCGGUUCCGAGCGCUUUGAGGCUCCUGAGUGCCUGUUCCAGCCUAGCCUGGUCGAUGUCGAACAGCCCGGCAUGGCAGAGCUCCUUUUUACGACCAUCAACUCUGCGGCCCUCGACGUCCGCUCGGAAUUAUACAAGCACAUCGUCCUGUCUGGAGGCUCGUCGAUGUAUCCAGGCUUACCGUCGCGCUUGGAGAAGGAGAUGAAGCAGUUGUAUCUGACUCGCGUCCUCAACGGCAACCCUGAGCGCCUAAACAAAUUCAAGAUCCGCAUCGAGGAUCCACCUCGACGAAAGCACAUGGUUUUCUUGGGCGGUGCCGUCCUUGCAGAUAUCAUGAAGCAAAGGGAGGAGUUCUGGAUCACAAAGGAGGAGUGGGAAGAGCAGGGUAUCCGAGCAUUAGAUAAACUUGGUAGGGGCGACUAAGAUGGGUGGAUAUUGUGAACGUGUACUCGUGUGAGAUGGUAGCAAU